Molecule: messenger RNA, 1809 nt
Organism: Venustampulla echinocandica
Lineage: Eukaryota; Fungi; Ascomycota; Leotiomycetes; Helotiales; Pleuroascaceae
Exons: 1
Coding region: 1-1809 (602 amino acids)
Source: RefSeq, a predicted model, not a curated record
AUGCGUUUCUCUUCGCACAUUUUCACCCUUACAACAAUCGGUAUAACGGGAGUCUGUUCUGACUUCCUGGGACCGAGAUUUCCAGCUCCCGUUGACUUCGCCAGCAAUGGCAGUUUGGUAGCCGCUGGCUGGAGGAAUCUCAGCUCCACCUUCGAUGCAUACAUUGACGGGAGUCUAGGCGCAACGCCGAAGAUUCUGGAUGGAUUAGACAACCUGACUUUCUCCAUCGGCAUGUUCUCCAUCCACGAUCCUGCCGCCCAAUCUCUGCAAUACCAUCACACGUCCGAUGAAGUCAAAAAUGGCCCAGGCGCCGAUGAGGUGGACGGAGACAGCAUCUACCGCGUCGCUAGUAUCUCCAAACUCAUCACCACCUACGCAGGCAUGCUCGAGUUCAAGGACGGACAAUGGGACAAGCCAAUUACAGAUUUUGUCCCGAGCCUCUCGAAAUCUUCUCUGGACAAAGUUGGAAAUGACCUCACUCGAGAUGUACAGUGGGAGGACGUUACUCUGCGCGCACUUGCCGCUCAAAUUGCCGGAGUUCCUCGCACGGCUCAACCUUGGAGCUCGGAUUUGCUAUUCCCAAACCCAACGACUGGUAUGCCAACUAUAGACCCAGCAAAGUUUGGUCUGCCGCCUUUGAAUUUCACCGAUGCAACAACCUACUAUCCUUGCGCGGCAGAUUAUGAGCUGUUUCUCAAGGAUCCGCUCUCAGCCUGCCCGGCAGACCUGUACUUUCAUGGUGGCGAGGCACGCCCUCCAUCGUUCCAGCCCUGGACAACUCCCGGGUAUGCUAACAAUGGAUUUAUACUCCUUGGCAUUGCGCUCGCGAAUAUCACUGGUAAACCCAUUGCUCAGGUUUAUCAUGAUACGGUCUUCAGUCCUCUUUCUAUGACCAAUUCAAACUCUUCCAUCCCACCUGAAUCAGAAUGGUCCCACAGCGUUAUUGCUGGGGAUGAUCCGACCCAGUGGGAAGCUCCCGGCGGUAUCUCCAUAUCUUCCGGUGGACUGUUCUCCUCUCUCAACGACCUCUCAAAAUUUGGAACUGCCUUGAUGAACUCGACUCUUCUCCCCGCGGACAAAACACGAGAGUGGAUGAAACCUGUCUCUCAUACCGCUAGCCGCAACUUUUCCGUCGGCGCACCGUGGGAAAUAUAUAGAUAUACGCACGAGAACACAGGCGCCGUCACCGACAUCUACACCAAAUUGGGCGACUCAGGCCAUUACGCCGGUUUCGUUACUCUAGUCCCAGACUAUGAUGCCGGUUUCAUUGUCCUUAGCGCCUCAACUAAUGAGACGCGGAAAUCAAUCUUAGCAGCCACGAUUGCCGACCUCAUCACCACUACCAUGCUCCCGAUCCUCGAGGCCGAAGCUGCCAUGGAGACCAAGUGCAACUUUGCCGGCACUUACGAAUCCAAGAACCCAGACCUCAAUUCCUCAUUAACACUAAUGCUAAACGACACACCCACAAAUCCAGGUCUGUACAUCUCAUCAUGGACCAACAACUCAACCGAUAUGAUGCCGCUGCUCCCGGACUUACUCGGAUACUCCACCGUAAAGCUACAGCCGUCAAUACAGGAGCCAGGAAAGGUUGCCUUCAGGGCUGUUCCUGUCCUGCCAGAAAUACCUGCUGGUUCCUUCCUCGGCCCGUUCCUGGGAAUGCAGGCUUUAAAUGGUGACUGGCUUGUUGUCGAUGAUCCCACCUAUGGAGGUAUAGCGCUGUCUCUAUUUUUGUUUGAUGUGGGAGCGGAUGGGAAGGCAACUACUGCGUCGCCAGCGGCAACAAGGACAAUACUAGCGAGGGUUAGAUAG